UAGUCUGUGGGGGCAGGGGAGGAGGUGGGGGCCCGUAUUUCUUGGGCUAGUGAGGAACUGCCUGAGUCUUUUCAGUCUAGGCAGAGGAGGCAGGAGGCACUGGGGUGGGCUAGUCGCCUGGGCUGGGGAUGCCUGGGCAGAUGUGGAAGCGGCUGGAAAGGUGGCACUGUACUUGGGUUGCUGGCGCUGCGCUGUUCCUAGGAGACGGAGGAGCAGCAAGCCUGUGGGGGAGGGGGAGCAAGUGGGUUGCUGCUUUUAGCAGCUGAAAGGGCUGCAGGGAGCUCUGGGUAAGACAUUUUCUGCUGCUGCUGCUUCUGCGGUAGAAGCUGCCGCGAGUAAGUCAGAGGAAGGAGGAUCAAGAGGGGAGGAGGCUUCAUUUGCAGCUAUGCUGAAUCACUGUUGCUGAUCAGAUCUCCCGCUGGUUGGCUGGGAGAAACGAGAACAGGGCUAGGAUCCUCCAGUGCAUGCACAGCUCAGCGGCUGCCACCCUGGCUGGGCCUCACACAAUGGACGGUGAAAGCAUCAAGCUGAGCUCCCAGCCCCCAAUACAGGCUGGGGAUGACGAAAAGAACCAGAGGACGAUUACUGUCAACCCUGCCCACAUGGGGAAGGCGUUCAAGGUUAUGAAUGAACUGCGGAGCAAACAGCUAUUGUGUGACGUGGUAAUUGUGGCAGAAGAUGUUGAGAUAGAAGCCCACCGUGUGGUCCUGGCAGCCUGCAGCCCCUACUUCUGUGCGAUGUUCACAGGUGACAUGUCUGAGAGUAAAGCCAAGAAGAUAGAAAUCAAGGAUGUGGAUGGGCAGACCCUGAGUAAGCUGAUUGACUACAUCUAUACGGCCGAGAUUGAGGUGACUGAAGAGAACGUCCAGGUGCUGCUCCCAGCAGCCAGCUUGCUGCAGCUCAUGGAUGUUCGCCAGAACUGCUGUGACUUCCUGCAAUCUCAGUUGCAUCCCACCAAUUGCCUGGGUAUCCGCGCGUUUGCAGACGUGCACACCUGUACCGACCUCCUGCAGCAGGCCAACGCUUAUGCAGAGCAGCACUUUCCAGAGGUGAUGCUGGGGGAAGAAUUUCUUAGCCUAAGUCUGGACCAGGUGUGCAGCUUGAUAUCCAGUGACAAGCUGACCGUUUCUUCAGAAGAGAAGGUAUUUGAAGCUGUGAUUUCAUGGAUCAAUUAUGAGAAAGAAACCCGUUUAGAGCACAUGGCAAAGCUGAUGGAACACGUCCGUCUCCCUCUCUUACCGAGGGAUUACCUUGUCCAGACAGUUGAAGAAGAAGCUUUGAUAAAGAAUAACAACACCUGUAAGGACUUCCUCAUCGAGGCCAUGAAAUAUCAUCUUCUCCCUCUGGAUCAGAGGCUCUUGAUUAAAAACCCAAGGACGAAGCCCAGGACUCCAGUUAGCCUGCCCAAGGUCAUGAUCGUGGUUGGCGGCCAGGCACCCAAGGCCAUCCGCAGUGUGGAGUGCUAUGAUUUUGAGGAGGACCGGUGGGAUCAGAUUGCUGAGCUCCCCUCCAGGAGAUGCAGAGCAGGUGUGGUGUUCAUGGCUGGCCACGUGUACGCUGUGGGCGGCUUCAAUGGUUCACUGCGUGUGCGGACAGUGGACGUGUACGACGGGGUGAAGGACCAGUGGACGUCCAUCGCCAGCAUGCAGGAGCGCCGGAGCACGCUGGGAGCAGCUGUGCUCAACGACCUGCUCUACGCCGUCGGGGGCUUUGAUGGCAGUACUGGCCUGGCGUCAGUGGAAGCCUAUAGCUACAAGACCAACGAGUGGUUCUUCGUGGCCCCAAUGAACACACGGCGGAGCAGUGUGGGUGUGGGUGUCGUAGAGGGGAAGCUAUAUGCCGUUGGGGGUUAUGAUGGGGCUUCCCGCCAGUGCCUGAGCACCGUGGAGCAGUACAACCCAGCGACCAAUGAGUGGACAUACGUGGCAGACAUGAGCACUCGUCGCAGCGGCGCAGGCGUUGGGGUCCUCAGCGGGCAGCUGUAUGCCACAGGUGGGCAUGAUGGGCCCUUGGUGAGGAAGAGCGUCGAGGUUUACGAUCCUGGAACAAACACCUGGAAGCAGGUGGCAGACAUGAACAUGUGCCGGCGCAAUGCAGGGGUCUGUGCAGUGAAUGGGCUCCUGUAUGUGGUUGGAGGGGAUGAUGGAUCCUGUAACCUGGCUUCGGUGGAGUACUACAAUCCUGUCGCUGACAAGUGGACGCUGCUGCCAAGCAACAUGAGCACAGGGCGGAGCUACGCAGUGAUGGGCGAUGAAAAGUGGAUACUUACAAUAAUGUGGAACGGAAGAGAUCAUGGGGCAAGCGAAAUGAAUACCACCAACCACACCAAAGGCCGGUCUUCAUCCAAAGAAGGUGAUGUUGUGUAUAUGGUGGGAUUGGAAGGGAGUCCUCUAUUAUGAGCUCUUUCUGGAAAACCAAACAAUUCUAACAAGUACUGCUCCCAAUUAGACCAACUGAAAGCAGCACUCGAUGAAAAGCGUCCGGAAUUAGUCAACACAAAAUGCAUAAUCUUCCAUCAGGAUAACGCAAGACUGCAUGUUUCUUUGGUGACCAAGUAAAAACUGUUACAGCUUGGCUGGGAAAUUCCGAUUCAUCCGCUAUAUUCACCAGACAUUGCACCUUCGGAUUUCCAUUUAUUUAGGUCUUUACAAAAUUCUCUUAAUGGAAAAAAAUUCAAUUCCCUGGAAGACUGUAAAAGGCACCUGGAGCAGUUCUUUGCUCAAAAGAUACAAGGUUUUGGGAAGGUGGGGUUAUGCGGUUGCCUGAAAAAUGUCAGAAGGUAGUGGAACAAAACGGUGAAUACGUUGUUCAAUAAAGUUCUUGGUAAAAAUGAAAAAUGUGUCUUUUAUUUAUACUUAGAAACUGAAGGAACUCUUUGGCCAACCCAAGAACUCAGCUCCUUGUAUUUGGUUCUCCAGAAACUGGAAGAAUUAGAGCUAACGUUUAUUUAUUGAGCAUGGACAAUGUGCCAGGCAUCCUCCUAAGUAUUUAUGACCAUUAUCAUGUAUAAUCUCCGUCAUAACUCCAAUGGUACUCUUAUUCCGUUUUCCAUCUUGUUUGGAUUUCAGUGCAAAGGAAGAUUAUGCCAUGCGGGCUCAAAGGGGUUUGUAUCGCAUUCUGUCUGUGCAAGGCUUCCAUUAAUGAACUUAUUUAAAUUUUUUUUUCUCAUUUAGGAUUUUUCUCAAUUAAAUAGAAAAGAUUUUAGAGGCAUUUUGGUCCUAGAGUGAUUCUGUUCUCAUGGUUAAUUAUUAAAAACUAGCACUGUCAUUUUCUCUCCAAAGCUGAAGUGGGAAGUACAGGACAUUUUCCUGUAUGAGGCAGUGAGGCCAGUGAGCGAUCCCACCUUGCCUCCACGUGAGCCUUAAUGAGAGGGGAAGGUGCAGGUGUGAGUAGUUAGAAUUUUGUGUCAGUGCUGAAUAUUUCAUGUCCAUUUCUUUACUGUUUGCCCACCCCAUAAGUAGGUGGGAAGGAGAUGAGCAGAGGUGCGAUUUGUGUUCAAACCCAUUGACUGAGUGAAUCUCUUUUCUUAGAAUCUAUGGAUAUGGCCUAAAAUGCAAAGAUUUAUGGACAAAGUUAUUUACUGGAGCAAAAAACUGAGAAUUACUUAAUGUCUGACAUGAGGGAAAUAGCUAAAUAAGUUGUGGAAUAUUUAUACAGUGGACGUGUUUUUAAUAUGAGAAGAUGUUUGUGACAGAGUGGUUGAGAAAAGGAUGAUGCAAAAUGUAUGUACCGCGUGAGCUCAGUUGAGCAGUCCUGGGUCAUGGGGGUUAGAGUAGCUCCUGCUUACAGAAAUGGAUACUGGAGUCACAUCUGAAUUUGAGUCCCAGCUCUGCCGCUAGCCCUGGAACUCUGGGCAAGGUAGUCAGUCUGACCUAACCUCUGUUUUCUCAUUUGUAAAAUGAGAAUAAAAUCAUAUCAAGUCUCUUAGGGCUGUAGUGAGAAUGAAACGUGAUAAUACACGGAAAGCACUUAGCACAGUGCCUGCCUGGCAGGUAGAAGCCACUCAGUCAAUGAUUGUGGUUAUUAUUAGUAAAGCCAGGAAAUAUUCCAAAAGAGCUAACGGUGACUCUCUUUGUAUGUAGGGAUUAAAGUUCUUUUUCUUGGUGUUCUUCUGUGUUUUCCAAAAUUUCCAUAAUGAGAAUAUUUUAUUUUUAGAAUCAGAAGAGAAAGUUUAUAUAAGAAGCAAUACAGGAGCCUGCUUUUUAAAGACAUGCUCCCUUGAGAAAGAGGAGCCUCAGGUGCAGGCAAGAUGUUCUCAAGGUCAGGCAGCACACAUCUGGGUCUGAGGACUUGGGUUCUCCCCACUUCUAAUCUUUUAUGUCUGUGGCUUUAUCCAGGAAUUAACAUGAAAUGCAUGUCUUAGCAGAAUGUCACCAUUGGAGUGUCCUGGGCUUUCUUUUAGCAACGUUCUCUCAAUCUCAUUUUCAACCAGAAGAUUUGAUAGUGGUGGUAAUAUGUUAAAAUAAGGCUCCUAGUUACACCUUAACUAUAAGUUAGAAUUUGGUUCAGCUGCAGGUACCAGAAAAACUGACAGAUACUUGCUUAGAUAAGGAAGUAUCUUUUUUUGUAUGUAUGUAUUUGUCCCAGGCAGAAAGGAGUCCAGGGCUGGCCUGGUGCCUCAGAGUGUCAUCGAAGAAUCAGGUUUCUCUUGUGUCUUCUGUUCUGCCAGCUUUAUGAAUAGCUGCUGCUGCUGCCCCUUGCACCUUGCGUGAGCUUCUUCCAGGCAGGACGAGGAAGAAAACCAAAGUUGCAGCACUGGCAGACUUGUAGUUACAAUCUCAUGGGCCAGGAUUGGGUCACAUAGCACCUCCAGCUGCAAGGUAGUCUGGGAAGCUGACCUCAUAACUUGCUGGUCUCUAUAGCAGAGGACAGCAAGUAGAAGGGAUGUUGGAUGAAUCAGCCUAUAGUAUCUGCUGCAUAACUGUAACUGCUUACAAGCAAGAUUUUAGGCUCAUAAGUUAGCUGUUGAGUAUGGUUCAACCUGGCCAAAACAGUAACACAUACAGACAUGUCUAGACUGUUUAUCCAAGUAUAGAAUUUAGCAUUGGAGGGGUCUUUCAGUUAGAAAAUAUUGAAUAUAUGGGAAUGGAGCCUGAAGAGGUACAUGGACUUGCCUGAAGCCACAAUGCAGUUUGACUGGUGGCAGAGCUAGGAUGGGAAUUCAGUUGUUCUUGCUACCAUGAAGUCAGUCUAUUGUUCUUUCUACUUCAUUUCAGUGUCUUCUAAAAGGAGACAUGUAUCACUCAUCACUUCUCUUAAAGUGAUACAGAUCUAGAGCUGUGAGGUUUCCAGUGCGGGUGCCGAGUGUCAUUACAGUGAGUGCUGGGGUUGGGAAGGGGAGUCACUACGAUACGAUGUGAGUCGGUGUGAUGAUGCGGGGUGAGAUCACUCACCUGUGGUGUUGAGGGACUGUGCUCUGUGUUUAACCAUCGUGUGGAGACGUGGCUGUUAGAGCGGGAAGCAGCCGGCUGCUGGCAGCCUGAGUCCACGGACCCUUCAGUGUUUGGGUACAAAUCGCGCCCAUUUCCCUUGGCUGUGGCUUGGGGUGUUGUGGGUCACGAACUCCUUGUGACUCUGAAUAAGUUCGGAGAAGCUAAGAUGGUAACUUUCUCCCCCUUUCGUCUUAGGUGUUGCUGUGAUUCACAAGCCCUUGUGACCCCAACUCCCGCUGCCAGGAGGUGGAGGAAGGGAGGGGUGCUGCCUGUGACUUGGCACAGUGGGACCACGCUGGCUGGGUGCCACUCGCUGCCGGAGUCUGCAGAGGAGCGGGGACCGCCCUCCUCCAACUUGGCAGUGUCGUCAGGGUGGGAAGACAGUGACCCACCUCCUGCUCCCGCAAGGUGUUUCGUCCUCUGCCCUGAGCAGUGGGCUCCUGAUAGCUCCGGCUGCACCUUUGAACGUUCUUUUGUGUGUUUCUACAGGGACAUCAGAGAACCUGGAACCUGUGUGUGUGUGUGUGUGUGUGUGUGUGUGUGUGUGUGUGUGCAGAACGUGGUGAUUCACUAAAUUGGGGGGAGGUGAUGGUCUGCUCCAUUUCUAUACUACUGAUCCUUCCGCUAUGCUAAAAAUCAAAUCACAGAAACCUCUCUUAUGGAUUUGCCCCAUGGGGACCUUGAGACUACUAGAGCUGUUGUCUACUGGAAGUGCAGUUGGACAUACCGGGAAUGUCCAGAAAUGACCAGGCCCAUGUACUGGCCUAGACUACUGGCAUUGUCUGCAGAAGAGUGGGGUGUUCUCGAAGCUGCCCCGUGUCCUCUGUGUGCUAGAACUAGGACCACAGGUUCUCUAGCCCCUCAGCUGGGUGCUCUUCCUUGGGCUCUUCUGGAACUUCUUAUCAGAACUGCCCAGUCUCUGGGCUACUGAUCUUUGAGGUCAAGGAUUCCAGGUUUGGGAGAUUUCGUGUCUCUUCAGCUGGGAAAACUAGCUCUUCAGAGAAGCACUGAGUAACACACUGGAGGAAAAAAAUACAUGAAAAACAAAAACACAAGAAAACCAAGUGGUAAGGCUUCAGUCCUUGUCCAUAGUGGUCCCAGAGAGGAUCCUAGUUCUGGGUUUUCCUGGGAUAGGACAGUCCCUGUUUAUACUUAUUAUCCAGGUUUAAUUUUUCAGAGCAUCCCGUUUUACUCUCAAAAGUGUUCUGGUUUGGAGGCUAAGUAAAAGAUCACCAUACCUCCAAACCCAAAGAUAGGUUUGUCCCUGCACUGGAUGGGGUCACAUGUGAUUUACAUGGACAUGGAUGAAUUCAAAGGGGUGUAUACUUGGCACCCUGGGCCUGGCCCUCGGCAGUCGGUCCAGUCUGUCUCACAUCCUUGUCUUCCUUUCCUUGUGCUCUUCCCCCAUUCCAGGCCUGUACCCUCUCGCCAAUCCUCAGAACUUCCCCCUCCUAGCUUCCCCCGCGAGGGAGGACAUGGUGGUGGGCCCUGAAUGUGUGAUCUCUCUCAGGAGUACUUGCAUUUUGAGAGAGGAGCUUGAAGAAAGUUUUGCUAAUUCACAGGUAAAAAUGAUUAAUGACAGACCUUCAGGCAUCCGGAGGAGGGUAUUUGAGGGCUCAGGGAGUCAUUUGCAUUUAAAAAAAAAAAAAAAGAACCUUAAA
Molecule: messenger RNA, 7093 nt
Organism: Orcinus orca (killer whale)
Lineage: Eukaryota; Metazoa; Chordata; Mammalia; Artiodactyla; Delphinidae
Gene: KLHL3
Product: kelch like family member 3
Exons: 15
Coding region: 465-2399 (644 amino acids)
Biological process (GO): monoatomic ion homeostasis; protein K48-linked ubiquitination; renal sodium ion absorption
Cellular component (GO): cytosol
Molecular function (GO): protein binding
Source: RefSeq, a predicted model, not a curated record